AUGCAACUCACCUCUCUCCUCGGCCUCCUGGCCACAGCCACUCUCGCAGUCGGCCAGGCAAGCAACAACACGACCGGCAAGCUAGGAGACGCCCGUCCAGUCCGUAAUAAUCCCGUCAUCGGCGAAGUGUGGGUUGCAAAGUUCGACUCCCCCACAGUCAAGGGCUUCGUGACCGCCGUUGCCAAUACCGUUGGUGUCAACUAUACUAUUGAUGUUACGGGGCUUCCGGUUGAUCAGGGGCCGUUUAAAUACCAUGUCCACGUCCGCGCCGUCCCCUCCGACGGUAACUGCGCCGACACAGCCGGCCACCUCGACUCCUACCUGCGCGGCGACAGUCCGCCUUGCAACAGCGCGGCGCCGCAGACUUGUGAGGUUGGUGAUCUGAGUGGGAAGUACGGGACUGUUACGGGACCUAGCGUGUUAAAGAGGUGA
Molecule: messenger RNA, 432 nt
Organism: Sordaria macrospora k-hell
Lineage: Eukaryota; Fungi; Ascomycota; Sordariomycetes; Sordariales; Sordariaceae
Biological process (GO): superoxide metabolic process
Molecular function (GO): metal ion binding
Source: RefSeq, a predicted model, not a curated record